Molecule: messenger RNA, 1371 nt
Organism: Pomacea canaliculata
Lineage: Eukaryota; Metazoa; Mollusca; Gastropoda; Architaenioglossa; Ampullariidae
Product: baculoviral IAP repeat-containing protein 8-like
Exons: 5
Coding region: 178-753 (191 amino acids)
Source: RefSeq, a predicted model, not a curated record
CCUUUGCCCCUGUGUGCAGGAUACGCGGACUGUAUCCGGUGUUUCUACUGCGGAGUUGGUCUGAAAUCCUGGGAACCUGCUGAUGACGUCACACAAGAGCAUAUCCGGUGGCGACCAAGUUGUGGAUUUAUUUUGGCAACAAGGGGCAGACGAUUUGUAGAGACUGUGCUUACACACAUGCAGAUAAAAAACGAUGAAACCAAGGAUGAUGACAGCGAGAAAAGUUCAGGGUCAGGACAGGGGUCAAGGAUGACCUGUUCUUCCCGGACUGAAAGAAAUUCUAGAGGUUCUAGUUACAUCUCUGUCGACAUCGUAAGCAGCGAACCAAGAGAUCUGACAUCCGAGGUCAUGAAUCAAGUGCAGGAAAUGAGUCUUCUACCUGAGCUGGUCUCACGUGGUUUUCAGGAUGUCAAAGCUACAGGUUGCCAGGAGACGCAUGUUAGUGCAUCUGUCGAGAGGAUUGUUGAAAAGCUGCAGGUCCCUGACUCUAGAAGGACAACUGACGAGUCAACAGAACUCCAAACUGACGGUGCCACAACCACGGAAACGGAAGCCAGACUCCAGCAGCUUAGGCAAGAGAAUGCCAAGCUGAAAGCCCGGAGAACAUGUCGUACGUGCACUGUCGCCGUGGUGGGCAUGAUUUUCCUCCCUUGCGGUCACGUGGUUAACUGUAGCCAAUGCGGAAGCAAGGCCCGCCAUUGCUGCCUGUGCAGCGAAGUCAUUCGUGCCACCGCAAAUGUUUUUCUAAUCUGACUGAACUUUCAUACAGAGACCUUCUAGCUGCAAAGGACAGGAAGAUCACAACGAAAAAUGUAAUGAAACACUUUCCUGCUUCUUUCGAAAAUGUCAUUCACUCCAAUCCGUGAGAAAGCAAUGACAAUCAAAAUAUCAAAUUACUGUUGAGCUAACGAGUUGAAAGAUGAAGUUGUUUGAAAUCUCGUGCGGUUACUAGCAGGCAAAAACGAUGGGAUCGAAUAAAAAGAUUCCCCAGGUACGUUUCGAAGAGGACAAGACAGUAAUCGCUUGUUACGAGCCCCAACCCGAGAAGACAGUGAAACGUGACAAGGCAGCACGUGACCUAUCUCAAAUUACUGAGUAAUGCUCACGUCUGUUUCUUCGACUUUCGUGUGGACUAGUCUUUUUAGAAAAAAGUCGUUUAGAAUCAGCUUACAACUACGAGUAGUUCCCUGCUUUUUAACUAAAAGUUAAGGCCUUAUCUAGACAACAGACGUUAAUUUAUAUACAGAGCACAUUUUACUGGAGGAAUACGUCUAGUUUUCUCUUAAAAAUCAUUUUUGUUCACGGUAAUCAAAAUGUGUCUACAAACCAGUUUUCGACUGUGAAAAUAGAAAAACAGCUUUGUGCCUUACC